This is a messenger RNA of Schistosoma curassoni, 2646 nucleotides long. The record is from the annotation of a GenBank genome assembly. NCBI's taxonomy places the organism in Eukaryota, Metazoa, Platyhelminthes, Trematoda, Strigeidida, Schistosomatidae.
AUGAUGGAUCAUAAUGAAAAAACAAUCAAUAAUACUGAAUCAAUUCAUUAUGUUACAAAUUAUGUAACAUUUCCAUCAAUUAAAGAUCCUAUUUAUCCUACAAGUCAACAAAAUAAUUAUAUUCAUAAUAAUAAUGAUUAUUAUCGUAAUCGUCAUCAUCAUGAUCAUCAUCUUCAUCUUCAUCAUCAUUAUGAACAUAAUCAUCUUGAUCCUUCUGAACAAAGAAAUUAUUCAUCUUGUAAUAAUCAAUUACAACAACCUUAUAUACAUUAUACAAUAGAUACAGAUGAACAUCUAUUUCCAAUCAAUGAUACAUCUUCAAUGACUACUACUAAUAAUACAACAUCAUAUAUGGAAGAUAUCAAUGAUAAUGAAUUAUCUUUUAAUCAUAAUGUAACUAAUGUUUCAGCAACUGCUACUGCAGCAGCUGUGGCAGCAGCGGCGGCGGCGGCUGCUGCUGCUGCAUCUGCUGUAGCAGUAACAACUGGAGUUGUUGUCACUCUACAUAAUACAGAUUAUUCUAUCAAUUCUUAUAUUCAUCAACCUAACUUAUCAUCUUCAUCAAAUUAUAAUUAUUAUCAAUAUUAUUUAAAUGAUCCACAAUAUCAACAUCAUCAUGAAUCCAUUGAUUUAUUCACAUUACAUCCUAAUCAUCCAAUACAACAACAACAACAACAACAACAACAAGAUAUUGAAGAUGUUAAUAACAGAAUUGAUACUACUAUUACACCUACUACUUCUAACAAUAAUCAUAGUAGUAAUGAUCCUUUGAAAGCAACAACAAAACAUACUAUUCGACAUUCAAAUGAUAAUCGUAUGAAAUCACAAACAAAAUUAUCUAUUUCUGAUGAUAAUGAUGAUGAUGAUGCUGAUGAAGAUGUAAAAGGUCGAAAUCAAAAUAUACUUAAAUCUGGUAUGUUAUGUCUUAUAUGUGAAGAUAAAGCAACAGGUAAACAUUAUGGUGCUUAUUCAUGUGAUGGAUGUAAAGGAUUUUUUCGACGUUCUGUACGUCGUAAACAUUCAUAUACAUGUCGUCAUAAGAAAAAUUGUACUGUUACAAAAGAUAAACGUAAUCAAUGUAGAUUUUGUCGUUUUCGUAAAUGUUUUCGUGUUGGUAUGAAAGAAUCUGCUGUACAAAAAGAACGUGAUAAAAUAAGUAAUCGUCAUACAACUUAUGAUCCUAAUUCAUCAAUUCAUUCAAGUAUAGAUUUACAAAAAUUAUUACAAGCUGAAGCAAUAGCUAAUUGUGCAAUUCAUCAAAAUUAUAUUAAUAUCACUAAAAGAUCAUCAGAUUUAUAUAAUGAACAAUCAAAUUAUAAAGAAUUACAUGAAAAUAAUUUAGCUAAUAUCAAUGAUAUUUGUGAAUCAAUACGUACUCAAUUAAUAUUUUUAAUUGAAUGGGCUAAAAAUCUAUCCGUAUUCACAUCAUUAACAAUUAAUGAUCAAAUUGCAUUAUUACAAGCACAUGCUGGUGAAAUGCUUAUUCUUGGUGCUAUAUGGCGAUCAAUUACAUUAGGACCAGCAUUGAAUAAAUCAAAUGAAUAUAAAAUAGAAAAAUCAAAAUAUUUUGAACAAAAAACUAAUCAAAAUGAUAAUACAUUUAUCAAUGAUACUAUAGAUGAUAUAACUAUUACUUUGGAUUCAAAUAUUGUUGCUAUGGUUACUACUACUACUAAUGCUACGACGACGACGACGACAACUACAUUAACUCAUUCAUGGAAUACUACUGUUACUACUACUACAACUACUACUACACCAACGACUAAUAAUGGAAAUAGUAAUAAUAAUGGAGAUCAGUCAAUACAAAAGAAUCAAAUCAUUGAUAAUACAAUAGAUACUACUUAUUUACAAUCGAUAAAUUAUGAACCACAAUUUAUUUUAUUAGGUAAUAAUCGUAUUAUAUCAAGACAAAAUCCAUUACCAGAAAUAGCUGAUUUAGCUAAUAUGAUUAUUAAUGAAAUCUAUCAACCAAUACAAAAUUUAUGCUUAGAUGAAAUUGAAAUUGUUUGUUUUAGAGCAAUAAUGUUUUUUGAUCCAAGUUGUGAAUCAUUAUCAGAAAAUGGACGUUUAUUAAUACGUAGUUGUCAAUAUCUAAUACAAAUGGAAUUAAUGAAUAUAAUGAAUGGUAAAUUAUAUUUACCACAAGGUCGUUUCGGUGCAUUAUUAUUAUUAAUACCAGAAUUUCGAUCAGUUACUUAUCAAAUGAUUCAUAAAUUACAAAUUAUACAUCAAAUGGGUUUUACUAAAUUAGAUGGUUUAUUAUCAGAGAUUUUAUUGAAUAAUACAAUAAAUGAAUCAAAUGGUAACAUUGAAUCCAGCCAAGUAAAAUCAUCUAUGAAACAUUCAUUCAAUAAAUAUAUAGUUCAUGAAGAGAAUAAUAAAUCACCAACAAUCUAUUCAAUGCCUAAAUUAUAUUCAACACAUAAUGAUGAUAUUUAUACUUCACAAAUUACUGAGACAUCUACAUCUUUCACCUCCUCCUCCGCCUCUUCCGCUUCUUCCGCCUUUUCCGUUUCUUCAUCUGGAUCUUCAUUAUCAUUAUCAACUGUAUCAUCAAUGACACAUAUUAAUAAUAAUAUACCAAUCAUACAUGAAAUAGAUGAUACAAUAUCAAAUUGCCAUAGAUCAGUAGAUCAAAGGGUAUAA